Messenger RNA from Erpetoichthys calabaricus (reedfish), 3581 nucleotides. It is a transcript of the gene dcp1a, whose product is annotated as decapping mRNA 1A. The record is from RefSeq and is a predicted model, not a curated record. Gene Ontology annotation, biological process: positive regulation of catalytic activity; deadenylation-independent decapping of nuclear-transcribed mRNA; deadenylation-dependent decapping of nuclear-transcribed mRNA. The transcript is spliced from 10 exons. The coding region runs from base 46 to 1392 and encodes 448 amino acids. NCBI's taxonomy places the organism in Eukaryota, Metazoa, Chordata, Cladistia, Polypteriformes, Polypteridae. Gene Ontology annotation, cellular component: P-body. Gene Ontology annotation, molecular function: mRNA binding; enzyme activator activity.
UUACGCGUCUCCGCCGCUGUCGGUCCCCUGCGUUCGGUUUCCAAGAUGGAGGCGCUGAGUAAAGCGGGACACGAGAUGAGCUUGGCGGCACUGAAACAACACGAUCCAUACAUCAGCCACAUUGUUGACGUUACCGGUCAGGUAGCACUGUACACUUUCAACGCCAAAGCAAACGAAUGGGAGAAGACAGAUAUCGAAGGUACCUUGUUUGUUUAUACCAGGUAUGCCUCUCCUUACCAUGGCUUCACCAUAAUGAAUCGACUGAACAUGAAAAAUCUGGUUGAACCAAUCAACAAAGAUCUGGAGUUUCAACUCCAGGACCCAUUUCUUUUGUACAGGAAUUCAAAUCUCUCCAUCUACAGUAUCUGGUUUUAUGACAAGAAUGACUGUCACCGAAUAGCUCAACUCAUGUCAAAGGUCGUACAACAAGAGGCAGAAAGAGCACAGCAGAGCUCUCCUGGCAGGAACAGUCCCAGCAAAAUUAAUGGUUGUGCUGAAGAUCGACCCGUUGACAUUCUGGAGAUGCUCAAUAAAGCCAAGGAUGAAUAUGAGAGGGCCAAGGACGACUGUGAAAGGAUUGGUGAUUUUGACCUUUCAUCAAGCUCAGAAUUGCACCGUAGUCGUGUCCUCAAUAAAUCCAUCUCUGGAGAAGCCAUUGAAAAUGUACCAUCUUCACAACUGCAAGAAAAGAAUUUUCACUCUGGCCAUAAGCAAAUCACUGUGGAAGAACUGUUUGGGAGCCCUUUACCAAAGGAACAAACUUUAACAGGUCAUCGCAAUCAUGGAGCAGCAGAAAAGAUAAAUCCAGAUACUUUACUUAAAAAACCAAAUCUAGUCUCGUCAUUCCCAUACGAAUAUCAUAUCCGUUGUAGCCCAGUAUUUCAGCCCAUUCACUCCACAGAGGUCAGCAACUCUCAAACCCUACCAGACCUCAGUAGUGAUAGUGGUGUCGUGAUCAAGGCUAUUCAGCGCUCUCAAGCCAAGCCAGUGUCUCCACUUCUAAGUCCUGCCUCACAAAGUGGAAUCCACUCUCAGCUGGGCACCACUAGCAUGGCUUUCCUCAAUCAGGAUUUUUUUCAUAAACUCAAGUUGAAUCCACAUCAUGAACAAAUGCCACAGCAGCCCCUGAGCAAGCCAGGCCUUGCACCAAGUUUUCUGCAGUCAACUAGUCAACUUGUAACUCCAGAAUGCUUUCAAGAUCCCAUCUCUAAGCCAGUUGCUCUGAGCAGUAUGCCAGUGGCCCCAAUACAGACUCUCCAGCAGAAUAAAGAAGUGGAAGUCUUUGUUCAUUCUAAACCUUUAGCAAAACCUCUGCCAGUCACAACAGCAGCUCCCUCCAUGGAGCUGGAAUCAGUUUUUGCUCUCCCCAAGUGUAUUUCAGCAAUCGGCUAGCAGACAAAUGAGUUUGAAAGCAAGUCUAACUCUGCUUCUCCGUUAACAUUGGGAGCUGGAGAACAACAGGUUCACUCACCAUCUGGUAUUCUAAGUCGUAGCCACCUUCAGGAAGCCUUGAUACACCUCCUAAAGAAUGAUUCCAACUUCCUGAACACUAUACAUGAAGCUUAUCUACAGGUUCGUUCCAAGGAUUCAGGAAAUAUGAAAUUAUAGUAUAAUAAGACAAAGAUGUAGGCCUUCUGUGGCAGCGCACAAGUUACUGCUUUAUAGUGCUCGAUUUCUGAACUCUGAGCAGAGCUUUGUGGUGAAAAACUGUAGCAGUUUACUGUCUAUUUAAAGAAAAGGCUGGCCUUAUCGCUGCCACAUAAUGUGCUACAACAAACCUAUAAGGUCUCCAUGACCUGUCACCAGCAACUUUACAUGAAGCAAACGGGCACUUGAGCUUGAGUUGCACAUAAGGAGAAUGCUGCCAAUUUUGUGUUUAAACAUUCUUUUCCUUGUAUUAUUUUUUUUUUAUUUGGAGAAAUUUUGUAAACCCAUCUUUUUGAAAUCUAAUUGGGAAAAACUGCACUUUUAUUAGUUACAGAAUGAUGCAUCAUUUCUAAAUAGUAUGCAGUAAGUUUUACUGCAGUGUGAAAGGUAUUAAUUAGACACCCUGAUUUUAAGGUGUUGCAUCAGUUGGCUUGAAGAAAAAAGAAAUUUCUCAAACGUUCCUGUCACAUUCAUACCGAAACCCCAAAACCAGUUUUCCAAGAGGCUGCCUUUAAGUUUUGUAAAUUUGUUACCCCAAUUUAAAUUUUAUCAGUAGCUGCUGACACAGCUUUGUUUUACACAGGAGUUUUGUUUUUGACCCCCCGAUUUCUAUUUCCAUCGCCAUUGCUAGGGAUGGAAUAGGUUGGCAUGAAGGCUUUUCUGUCUUCUUCUGAGGAAAAUGAGUUAGGAUUAGUAAGGCUUACUGAUACCUUUUUAGCAUUUGUUGUUCAAGGCAUCUUAUUAAACAAAGUACUGACCUCAGCCUGAGUUUUCAUUAGGCUUUCCCAUAAAUCUGGAAAUAAAUAAAAUGCUAUAUGCAGUUGAUAACUUACAAGGAUUUUGGUGCUGAAAAGUUUUUUUUUUUUUUUUUUUUGGUAGUGACAAAAAAGGUGAACCAUAUAUACUGCUGCUGUUUUUGUCCCUCCACUGCUGUAUUAAAUGAAAUUCUCCCCUUUUUGCUGCAUUUUUAACUAUUAAUUUAGGAAGCUCUUUCUUCCUCUGGGACAGUUCUCAUCAGAAGAUGCCUGAUGUUUUGGUUUACUUUUAUCUUGCUGCUGUCGUUAUUGCUGCCAACACUUGCUGCAUCUUAUUUUCAAACAAACAGAUCAAAAGCACAGGUUUUUUAUGUUAUGAAUUACUUGUUUGGGCAUUUGCAAGUCACCUUCAUCUUGUAUAGAAGCACUCAAUGUUGCCAUUUCUUCCAAUUUCUGACCACUAGGCCUUAGAAAACCUACAUUAUGAGACUCUUCUUAACUUGCUGUUGCUUUAAAACCUCUUAAGGGUGUGUGCAAUACAAUCCUGUGGUUUAGUUUUAUGUUCAUUUUAAAUGUACCACUUACUUAAAGAUGCAGUGUCUUUAAAUCUGGAGGUGUUUUGAUUUUAAAUAGUGUUACACUUUUUUUAAACAAAAUGUAUUGGAUUUUUAUUAUUAGACCAGUUUUCCCAGUUUUUUUCGAUAGCAUCUUUGGCUAAACUGUUUAGAUUGUCUCGUGGAUACAUUUCCUAAUGCUAAAGUUGGCUCAAAUUUCCCUUUAUCCUUUUAGCUUUAUGUGAUACGUAAAAAGGUACUGCAUCUUUAAUUUGGGAGUAUAUGUAAUGUUUCAGUUUACCUUUUGUUAUGGUAUGGUAUUAAAUACUAUGCUGAAAUUUUGAAAUGUCUAUGUUAAAUGAAAAACAGCAAAAAAAAAAAAUACUUUUUCAUUGCAGUUAAUUUUUGUACGAUACAUAUCUAUUUUUUAUAAUAAAAAUAAAACUGGUGCUUUUCAGUACCUCCUAAAAUAUGUGUUUUGAUUUUUCUCAAAGGUAAUUAUUACGAGAAAUGGUUUUAUUGUUUUUCUGUGCUGAAAUAAAAGUGAGUGUAAGCAGUGCCUGCCUGCUGACUUUCCUGUGCAGAUCUGCUUUCAGCUUCCGUGUCAAAUAUUUAAGCAAAAAUG